This is a messenger RNA of Vanrija pseudolonga, 1572 nucleotides long. Its product is annotated as Glycerophosphoinositol permease 1. The record is from RefSeq and is a predicted model, not a curated record. Gene Ontology annotation, molecular function: transmembrane transporter activity. The transcript has 7 exons. Gene Ontology annotation, cellular component: membrane. Lineage: Eukaryota; Fungi; Basidiomycota; Tremellomycetes; Trichosporonales; Trichosporonaceae. Gene Ontology annotation, biological process: transmembrane transport. Bases 1 to 1572 code for a protein of 523 amino acids.
AUGACAGUCACCACUGAGCCAGUGCCAGUGCUCCCUGCUGCCGGGUCGCCAGGCGACACUCCGCUCGACGAGAAGAAGGUCGACCUCAGCCAUGACGCGCAGGCGGCUUACGAGGAGCGCGACCUCGAGACCGGGGACGGUGUCGACGUCAAGACGGCCCGUGCGUCCGACUACUUCACCAUCAUGGCGAGCGGCUUCGCGCUCGUGUCGGACGGGUACCAGAACAACCUGGCGACCGUGUUCAACGUCAUCUUCGGCAUCCUCUACCCGCACGACUACACGAGCGGGGUGAAGACGCGCGUGUCGAAUGCUCUGCUGAUUGGCGAGAUUAUCGGCCAGGUCGUCGUCGGGCUGAUCUGCGACCGGAUCGGCCGCAAGACGGCCAUGGUCGGCACGACAUUGCUCAUUGUCAUCGGCGGCAUCCUGUCUACCGCCGCGUCGGGCAAGACCGCCGCGGGCAUGUUCUGGAUGCUUACCGUCGCGCGAGGCACCGCCGGCGUCGGCGUCGGCGGAGAGUAUCCUGCGUGCUCGACGUCCGCGUCCGAGUCGGCCAAUGAGAAGUUUGGGCGGAACCGCGGCAUGGUCUUCAUCCUCGUUACCAACCUCAUGCUCUCCAUCGGCGGACCCAUCGUCAUCUCCCUCUUCCUCCUCAUCAUCAACGCCGCGGGGUACAAGGGCACCAAGAGCGCCAGCGACCUCCACAAGCUCAGCUACACGUGGCGUAUCCUCAUGGGCAUUGGAAUCAUCAUCCCGCUGAGCGUGUUCUACUUCCGCCUCCGCAUGAAGAACCCCAAGAUCUACCGCCGUAACGCCAUCCGCCACUCUCCCCCCUACCUCCUCAUCCUCAAGCGCUACUGGAAGACGCUCCUCGGCACCGCUGGAACAUGGUUCCUGUACGACUUUGUCACCUUCCCCAACGGCAUCUUUAGCAGCACAAUCAUCGCCAGCGUCGUGCCCAACGCUGGCAUCGUUAGGACGUUCGAGUGGAACUUGCUGCUGUCGGUGCUUUCGCUCCCCGGCGUGUUCCUCGGCGCGUUUGUGGUCAAGUACACCGGACGCAAGAACCUCCUCAUGAUGGGCUUCUCAGGCUACAUCAUCUUCGGUCUCAUUGUCGGACUGUCGUACGACAAGAUCACCAAGGUCGUCCCCGCCUUUAUCGUCAUGUACGCCAUGAUGCAGUCCUCGGGCAACUUUGGCCCGGGCAACAUGGAGGGCACGAUCAGUGCCGAGUCCUACCCUACCUCGAUCCGCGGCACGUGCUACGGCCUGUCCGCGGCCAUCGGCAAGGCCGGCGCCGCGAUUGGCACGCAGUGCUUCACGCCUAUCCAGACCCACCUCGGCAAGAAGUUCACGUUCAUCAUUGCCGCUUGCUGUGGCGUCGCUGGCGUCCUCCUCGCCUUCUUCUGCGUCGAGGACAAGGGCAAAGACCGCCUCGAGAAGGAGGACGAGGCAUGGCGCCAGUACCUCGUGGACCACGGGUACGGCCACCUUGCCAUGGGCGACGGCACGGGUGGCGUGCAGCGCUCGGCCGAGGGCAACGUGGACCAUGAGCCGCUCGAGUACGAGAAGUAG